Malania oleifera is the source of this 6215-nucleotide messenger RNA. RefSeq names its product truncated transcription factor CAULIFLOWER A-like. Gene Ontology annotation, biological process: positive regulation of transcription by RNA polymerase II. Lineage: Eukaryota; Viridiplantae; Streptophyta; Magnoliopsida; Santalales; Ximeniaceae. The record is from RefSeq and is a predicted model, not a curated record. Gene Ontology annotation, molecular function: DNA-binding transcription factor activity, RNA polymerase II-specific; RNA polymerase II cis-regulatory region sequence-specific DNA binding; protein dimerization activity. The transcript has 6 exons. The coding region runs from base 248 to 985 and encodes 245 amino acids. Gene Ontology annotation, cellular component: nucleus.
CGUAAUCUAUUUAUUUUUCCUCCCCUAAUUUCAGAAAUGGGAAUUUCCACGGCUCGCACGCGCGUCCUACGGUCCCCUCCGACGCCAGCCGCUGCCAACAGUGACCGCCGUAGCGGCACCAGGCCCACGCGCAGUACCAGCGAAUGAACAAUUGAGGGAUCCCACAGGGCAACAAAAUAGAUUCUCCUCGCCCCUUGAUUACCCCAGAAACUCCGAUUCGCUCGCUUUUUCCCCCUGAUGCGUAUCGAUGGCGAUGACGACAGCGGUGGUGGUAGCGGCAGCGACGAUGGUGACAGUAGUGGUGAACCUCUCGCUCGCUGGUAUAAAACCCCUGGCUGCGUCCCUCGUUUUUCCAAGCACAGAACCCGAUCCGCUCUGUUUCUGGGACGCGGCGCUCGGAUUGGAGCUUUUUCGGUCUCCGUUUUUAGUGCUAGGGUUAGGGUUUGGGAUCGGAAUGGCGAGGGGGAAGGUGGAGCAAAAGCGAAUCGAAAACAAGACGAGUCGGUUGGUGGCGUUCUCGAAGCGAAGGAAGGGGCUCAUGAAGAAAGCUCGCGAGCUCUCGAUUCUCUGCGACUCCGAGCUCGCGCUCAUCGUCUUUUCCGAGAAAGGCAAGCUUUACGAGUUCUGCAGCGCCAACAGUUUGGGAAAGAUACUUCAUCAGUACCAGACUCAUUUAGAAAUGGAACAAGCUGUCCAGAGGAGAGUUCAAGAAGCCAAGAAGAAUCAUGCAGAAUAUGCACAUACGGGUACAGGCCCUCAUCUAUUGCAUAUGGUGCAAAGGUAUCUUGGGGAGAAAAAGGUUGAACAACUAGGCAUUAACGACCUCACAAAGCUCGAGGAAGACUUGGAUUCCAUGCUAAGAGAAACCAAAUCUAGAAAGACCCAGCUAAUGAUGGAAACCAUGACAGAACUCGAGGAAAAGCGCAUCUUUGUGGCUGUCGGCAGUUUCUAUGGUGGUCAACAGCUUCAACUCCUCCUGGUGUGAUCGACGAAGGUGCUGUGUUUCUACCUCUGCUGUGUUGUUUUUCACAUAGAGCAAGUAUUUCGAGUUAGGCUUCCGUGUUUGAUAUGUGCCUUCCGUGUUUGAUCUAGCUUUUUUUUAUUUCUGCUGACCUUUUGUAAUAUGGUUGUCUGUGUACCUCUUAUUAUUUGGAUUUGGACCUAAUUUGAGUUAGGCUUGUCGUUUAUUUGGUUGACUGCUUGGGCUUAUUUUUUUUUAGUGCCUUUUAUCAUGUCUAUUGAAAAGACUAUUGUUCAAUUUACUGGAAAUAAUUUCUCUACCUGGGAAUCCCAAUUUAAAAUGUUCUUAAAAGGGAACGAAUUGUCAAAUCAUAUUGAUAGUUAUGCUCAAGUUCCCACUGAUAACAAGGAAUUUGCACAAUGGGAGGUCAAGGAUGCUAAGGUGAUCACUUGGCUGUUGGGGACGAUUGAGUCUCACCUUGUGACCAAUCUUCGCUGUUUUACUAUGGUUUAUGCUAUGUGGGAUUAACUCUACCAUAUUUACCACCAAGAUCACAGUGCUCGGAAGCUCCAAUUGGAGCUGGAAAUUAGUAAUUACAGUCAAGGUAAUUUACCUAUUGAACAAUUUUUAUUCUGGUUUUAUUAAUCUUUGGAGCAAGUAUUCUGCUAUUGUUCAUGCUAAGGUUCCCCCCACGGCACUCGCGGCUCUUCAAGCGGUUCAUGCUGAGAGUCAACACGAUCAGUUUUUUAUGAAACUUCAACUUGAAUCAGUUACCCAACCAAAUUCAAUUUUAUAUAUUACAUCUUCUUCAAUUUCCCUUUCCAUUUGCAUAAUAGAUCCAAGAAUCGAAAUCUAUUAGUGCUAAUAAUUUCUUGAUUAUCAAGUUUAAUCUUCUCUCCACUACUACUCCUUAUGUUAUUAAAAUUACAUUUCAUAUAUUCUGUCUUAUUCCUACUUAUCCUAAAACCUUUGACUCUGAUGUUGUUCUUUCAUUAUUUAGCAAAAUAUCAUCUGCAAACAACAUAACCAAAGGAUCCCAUUUUGGAUAUUCCCAGAAAGUUCAUCAAUUACUAAAGUAAAAAGAUAAUGGCUCAAAGUAGAACCUUGAUGUAUACCUAUUGCGAUUGAAAAAUAUCUAGAUUCCACUCCUAAAAUCCUAAUGCUAGUCACCACUCUAUCAUACAUAUUCUUAAUGACCUCAGUAUAUCUACUGCAAACCCCCUUCUUUUCUAAGACCCACAAAAGAACUUCUCUAGGUACUUUAUCAUAUGUUUUUUUUCUCUUGGUCAAUAAAAACUAUAUUAAAGUCAUCUUCUUUUUCCUAAGCUUCUCCAUUUAUCUUCUUAAAAUAUAAAGAAGGAAGAUAGAGAAGGAAAAAGUAGAAGAUACAAAGGAAAAUAGGGAAAUAUACUUCCUCUUCAAUUUUCAAAUUCACCAACUCCCUCUUAUUGUCUUUCACACCCGAUUUAUUAAAGCCUAAAUUACAGGAAAAUUAUAAAUAAACCCAUAAAGAUACAGGAAAUUAGAAAUAAACAUGUAAAAGACACAUCUACUAAAAACAAACCCCCAAAUGUAAGUCUACUAAAAAUUAAAUUGAACCAAUAUAAGGACUACUAAUUAACUAAACACAUUUGGAUUUACGACCCAACAAUCCCUUGACCCUAUUCUUUGAAAUAGGUCUCCAAAUUGGGUCAAAGUGAUCAAUCCAAGAACCAAAUUCCUAUCCUACAUCAUUCCCUCCUUCCAAUAAGAACUUGACAAUGUAGAGUUGGGAAAGCAACAAGAAAUAAAAGGAAUCAUCUUGCUUCAUGAGAAAGAACUAGUGGUGCACUUUAAUUUUGUGGGUGGAAAAGCUUGUGAUGACAUCUUUUACUUCUUCUAGUUAAAUGGAAGAGGCGUAAAAAUUUUCAUGGACAUCGUGCUCAACCCUCCUAGCAAAUAAACAUGGGCGCCCCAAAAGAAUAUGACAAAUCUUGAGAGGAUGGCUAAAUUCACUAUCUCCAUAAUUAAAUUAAUCUUCAAGGCAAGCAAGUAAUGGGCCUUGAAGUCGGUAUUGCUUACCUAUAAUCUUGUAUGGAUCAGGAUGUGGUUCAACCUCAAAGUUUAAUUUCCUCACAACAUAAUCAAAACUAAAUUUAUAAUACUAAAAUCAAUAGAAAUUACCUAAGUUUGAAAAAUGAUGGUUUGUCUUCAAUUUUCAUUUUCAUAAAAAUUGCAGGAAUAGAGUUUAAGUUGAAGCACUAAACAAUCUUCCAAGUUGACUUGUUCCAGUUAGUUGAGACUUCUCUCUUGGCUUCAAUCAUCUUCCAUUUUUCUGCAAUUGCCAUGACUUAGAUAAGACAUUGUGCAGAUCAAUGCUCCAAACCUUGGCAUUUGUAACACUUGGUUGCUAGUUGGACCUUAGAAGUUGUUUAGGAAUUCUCAGGAGUCUUCCAGGGAUUCCCAACCACUCAACUUUCCUAGCACAACUAUACUAGUAGUAUUCUCAAAUUGAAGGGUUGAUGUUGUUCUAGAAUGAUUAUGCAGCAUAUCCACCUCCAUGCAAGUGGCAAUCUAUAUUGCAUUUCCAACUGAAAUGAGAUGAGAUGCAGCAAGCUUGAAGGCAUUAGUGUCUCUCUUGGCUUCAAUCAUCUUCCUUUUUUCUGCAAUUGCCAUGACUUAGUUAGGACACUGUGCAGAUCAAUGCCCCAAACCUUAGCAUUUGUAACACUUGGUUGCUAGUUAGACCUUAGAAGUUGUUUUGGAAUGCUCAGGAGUCUUCCAGGGAUUCCCAACCACUCAAAACUUUCCUAGCACAACUAUACCAGUAGCAUUCUCAAAUUGAAGGGUUGAUGUAGUUCUAGAAUGAUUACGCAGCAUAUCCUCCUCCACGCGAGUGGCAAUCAAUAUUGCAUAUCCAACUGAAAUGACAUAAGAUGCAGCAAGCUUGAAGACAUUAUUGAGCUUCAACCCUUUCCCAUACAAAGCAAUCAUCACAUUCCCUCUCCACUCUAUGCCAGCACAAAAGCAAAAUGAUAAAACCUACGAGUGUAAUCUACCACAUUUUUAUCUCAUUGCUUCAAAUCAAAAGGCUGCAAAUGAACACACUGCUAGUAGUUGGAAGAUACAAAUUGUUGCUGCAUGGGUUGCUUCAUCCAAUUCAAUGUUCUAGUCUCAACAAUAUCUCCUUCUAAAGAUUUGUUCCCUUCAAUUUAGAUUCAGUCAAAUACAACUUUCAAGCAUGAAUGUCUUAUUCAUGUCAUACCAUCAGAAAUAGCACUAUAAAGAACACGCCCAACAAAUGAUCAUUUUGUUCUUCAUGAUGCUCAAAUGUGUGGGAAGCAACAUCAGCUAUGCCACUUUCCUGUUAUGUCGGAAAAUCAAUGGGCCUCUUACCUAUGCUAUAACUUCAGUUGUCAGCUUAUUCAAAUUGGUUGUAAUAGUCUCCAAACUGACCUCCACAUUUUGUACCCUACCGGACAACUCAAUAUCAGUCAUCAUGUUGCUCGUUAUUUGGGUUUAGGAACCAAAAACCCCUUGACCCUAUUUUCUGAAAUUGAUAUCUAAAUUGCACCAGAGUGAUCCUAUAAUCCGAUUCCCAUACAAGGCACCUAUGUUUUGAUGAACCCUCCAUUUCAUUAGAUACGCUAUGUUGACCAUGUACGCCAAAUUUAAAUCUAACAUACAAUUAGACAGUUUAUCUAAUAGCUACUGUUUAUUGUAAACAAAUUGUUUACUUAAACCUGAUAUCAAGCACCGUUUCGAUGAGCUAACUGAUCUUUUAACAAGAGGAUGAGUUAUCUUAAAAUCUCUAAUGACCUUGACAUUUGACAUGCAUGACAAGAAUUCACAUUACGUUCUGUUUCCCAAACAGAAUAUAGUGGGAAUGAAAUAGAUAUUGCAUAUAAAUAUAAUUGUUUAUAAUUAAAAAAAAAUGUCAUCCUGAAUCAAAUCACAAUGCAAAAAUUGGCAUUAAUGCAACCAAUAUAAAAUAGCAUAGAUAAAACAAUCCCAUGCUGAGAUUUGAAAAUAUCAUUUUUGAAAAUAUCAUUUCUUGUCUACUCCACGUUGGUUAGAAUAGUUCAAACAUUUUCAUCAUCAAUUACCUUAAUAUAGCACCGCUUUCUUUUCUUUUUUUUUAAAUUAUUAUUUCCCAUUACAAUGGUUAUUCUAUUCUCUCCACGCUCCAGUGUGCAAAUCAAACUUAAACUAAAUUGAAAACAAUAUCCACAACAAUUAUUCAAACUUGAAGCAUACCAAAAAGUUAUUAAGAGGUGUAAUCAGUGAGUGGGGGGUGUAACUACAUGGAUGCAUGAAUUUUUAUUAAUUCAUAAAAUAAUGCCAAUUCUGAUGGAGAUGGUGAUUGAAUAAUUUUCUCAAAAUCCCCGAGACUUGAGCACUCGCCUAUUCUUGUCAAAAAAUGAACAACUGGGUUUAGUUGUACGAUUUAGAGAUGAUAAAAAUGAAAUCCUAAAUGCUAAACAAAAAAAUAAUGCUGGAUGCAAUAGGGUAACCUCUGACUAUUCACAAGUUCUAGAGACCCAAAAGAAAACAUUGAAAAUUUACAUGAAUAAUUGUUAGAAAAGAAAAUCUACAUUCUAGAGAUCUCCUCUACACAGUUAACGCGUAGGGAACAGAACUCAGCAGGAAAUCUACACAGAUAGAAUGAAACUGCACCCCCUAACCACAAUGACAAAGACAGAACUAAGAAUGAAUAAAAGAAGGGAAAACAAACAAUCGAACUAAACUCCUUUCUAGUGUAGAAGAGAAUAAAAUUUACUAGCAUUCCAUUUGCUACACUAAAAGUGGCAAAAAAAAGAAGACAUCAAAAAGAAGAAGAGCAAUUUACUAAUAUUCCAUCUGUUGUAUUAAUUUUGUGCAGGAAAAGCAACUGCAAGAAGAAAAGCAACUCAUGGAGGGCGAGGUAAGCAGACAUAAAGAAAUAAAUAAACAAGAAAAGAAAGACAGACAUGAGAGAGAGAGAGAGAGAGAGAGAGAGAGAGAGAGAGAAACUAUAUAUAUAUAUAAACAUUUUAUUUGUUGGUUGUAGAUAGCAGCAAUGACCAGCAGCGAAGCUCUGCAGCGAAGAGAGGACGGGGAGGAGAACAGCAUACCCCUUCAUCUCCAUCUCCAGCAGACAAUGCUUCAUUUUCUGUAACUCUAAGAGGGUCUCUCACCUGCACUCCCUGCUCGCCUCUAAAUAAUGUAUGGAUUCCUCUACACAUAUACAAUUGAGAUGCUAUAUAUAAAAAUAUUUUGACUGAGUGUGUAAUAA